Molecule: messenger RNA, 6467 nt
Organism: Neolamprologus brichardi
Lineage: Eukaryota; Metazoa; Chordata; Actinopteri; Cichliformes; Cichlidae
Source: RefSeq, a predicted model, not a curated record
CCCACUUAUUUUGAAGCCUGCCGUUAAGGAGUCACGAGAAGUUUAACGGUUAGAGAAGCUCAAGGAAAAUGACACAAAUGAACCGGAUGAAAACGGCUUCACUGGAGUGGUUCUGACAAGCAGACGACGCCCGCUUGUAUCGCAGGUGCCGUCUCGUACUUUGUUAGCCCACCUGCACUCGGGGCGGCUCGAGGAACCGCUGUAGCUGCUAGCGAAGCUCGUUAGCCGCUAACCAGCGAAGCUAGCGAGCUAACUAGACAAAUCGCCCGACUAGAGCGACCAAGUGGCGGGCGUGAAGCUAACCACGUCAGGGCUGGUUUUGGAGGGCUGGUUGGCUGAAUUUAUUCCGUUGAGGAGUUUAUUUCCGCCCUUCUUCUACAGUGCUGCUCUUCUUCCCCGUUUCAUUGUGUCGGAGCGUCCUGACUGCAUGCACGCAUGCUAGCAACUGCCACAACUAGCUAGCGUAAGCUAAAGUGGCAGUUUUUGUUUUUGUUUUUCACGCUGUCGCCGGUACGAGAUUUCGGAACGCGGUUGUGUCACCAUGACGCGUGGUUAUUAAGUGGACUUUUUAAAUGUCGUGCAGUCCCUCUAGGAGAACCAGACGCGGAGCAUGCAGGAGAAGAAGAGAGUCCAGAUAAGUAGAUAGGGGACGCGACCGAGUUAAACUGGACUGCGGAGUCGAUUCGCCUCUGAUUAGGGAUUGCAUUUUGGUUGGCCCUGACAGAGAUAGGAAAGGAUGAAGAAGUUUUCGAGAAUGCCAAAGUCUGAGAGCGGUGGGCUCGGAGGGGCAUCCGGGUCCAGCUCCAGCUCCGGAGUCAGCAGCUACUUCGGGAAAGUGUUUUCAGUCGGCCGGUACCAAGUCACCGUGGAGGAGCUUGUUGCAGAGGGAGGCUUCUCUGUGGUGUUUCUGGCUCGCACGCACAGCGGUGUACGCUGUGCUCUCAAAAGGAUGUACGUCAACAAUGUCCCGGACCUGAAUGUCUACAAGAGAGAGAUCACUAUCAUGAAAGAGCUGUCGGGCCAUAAGAACAUCGUUGGUUACCUGGACUCUACGAUCAGUCCUGUGUCAGACAGCGUGUGGGAGGUCCUGAUCCUCAUGGAGUACUGUAAAGCGGGGCAGGUAGUGAAGCAAAUGAACCAGCGGUUAAACGUGGGCUUCAGCGAGGCUGAGGUCCUCCACAUCUUCUGUGACACGUGUGAGGCUGUGGCCCGCUUGCACCAAUGCAAAACGCCCAUCAUCCACAGAGACCUUAAGGUUGAGAAUAUCCUGCUGAAUGACCAGGGAAAUUAUGUGCUGUGCGACUUUGGCAGCGCCACUCACAGAGUUUUACUGCCACAGAAGGACGGCGUGGCUGCUGUGGAGGACGAGAUUAAGAAGUACACAACCCUUUCUUACCGCGCGCCGGAGAUGAUUAACUUGUAUGCAGGAAAAGCCAUCACCACUAAGGCUGAUAUAUGGGCACUUGGAUGCUUGUUGUACAAGCUGUGUUUCUUCGCACUUCCAUUUGGGGAGAGUCAAGUCGCCAUAUGUGAUGGAACCUUUAUCGUUCCAGAUAACUCCAAAUUCUCCUUCAAGUUGCACUGUUUAAUCAGAUAUAUGCUCGAACCAGACCAGGAGAAGAGACCUGACAUUUACCAAGUGUCCUAUUUUGCCUUCAAAUUAGCUGGAAAAGACUGUCCAGUGCCAAAUCUCUUCAACUCUCCCAUCCCGACGUCACUCCCUGAGCCUCUGACAGCCAGCGAGGUCGCUGCUAAGAAGAGCUUGACGAAAGCCAGGAUCACAGACUCUGUGGGACCAACGGAAACAUCAAUAGCUCCCAGACAGCGGCCAAAGGCUGCAAACAGUAAUGUCCUGCCUCUCACUAACACUGUCACCCCUGUCAAGAUGACCGUGCCUUCAGCACCCGUCAGCAACGGCCAGAAAGCUCCCACUCCUGGCUCUGGGCAACCAUCCAUACAGUCUCAGCCUCAGCAACAGCCUCAGCCACAGGCCAGCAGUCAACAACACAGAGUCCUGCAGCAGCUACAACCUGGUGAUUUGCGUCUGCAGCAGCUACAACAGCAUCACCACCACCAGGCAGUGCAGCAACAACAUGCAAAUGCACAGCAACUCCAAUACCUCCAGACCAUCAUGGACCAUAGCACCAAACUGUUCAUGCUGAACGAUGUUACGUGCAGCAUGGCCUUCUCCACGCCUUCUCCAGACCCCUUCACGUGUGUCACAUGUGCUCAGGGUGAACCGGCUCUCUUCUGUGAAAAGCACAGGCUGCAACAGUACCAACAGGCUUUUGUCCAGCAACAGCAGCAGCAUCAGCAACAUCAUCAACAACAUCCGCAGCAGCAGCAGCAUCAUCCUGCUCAGCAGCCUCUCCCCUAUAUGUCUUCCCCUCUUGAGUUCCAGAUCCCUCUGGGUUCCUACAAUGCGACCACACCCACCACAGGAACUGGAGCUGGUACUUGCCAGAUGGGGGGGCCAUCUCCUGUAGAUCCCUCAUACACUAACCCCAGGAACCCUCUGCUGUCCACAGAUGGGGUCACCCCUCCUUUGCAGAGCUGCAGCAGUGCAGUCAGCAACCCUCCCGAUAUGUCAGGCUGGAACCCUUUCGGAGAGGACAACUUUUCUAAACUGACCGAGGAGGAGCUGCUUGACCGGGAAUUUGACAUGCUCAGAGCAAAAAAGCCAGUGGAGAGGACAACGAGCGUGGAAACUGACCGACCGCCGCCUGCCGCCGCCGCAGCCAAGCCCCUUCCUCCAGAGGAUCUCUUCGGCUCAGUCCCAUUUGUGGCCAACGCAGGUAGCAGUGCGCAGAAGGCCGAGCCGACCAGCGAGGAGGUCGGCGUUCCCGAACCUGCCGAGAGUCUGCAGCCGACCCACAAGGAGCACAAACCGAGCAGGAAGACCAACUGCAGGCCCGGCGACGAGUCCGACAGCGACUUCGAGUCCGACCCUCCUUCACCUAAGAGCAGCGAGGACGAAGAGCCGGAGGAAGAGGAGGCGUUGAACAGCGAGCAUGGUGAAGACACCGAGCCAGAGAAUUUUGGACAGAGGCCUUUGCUGAUGGACUCUGAGGAGGAGGGAGAGGAGGAUGAAGACAAACACAGCUCAGAUUCAGACUAUGAUGCCAGCAGGGUGAAGAACCGCUCAAAGAAACCUGCAGGAGCUAAAGGAGCGACUGCUGCCACCAGGAGUCCUCCUUCUGGGAUGGCUCUGAUCACACCUCCAGAGUCACCUGGUGGAGUGAGAGCUGUGGAGCCUGUGGAUGUUUUUGGUGCCGUGCCCUUUGUCGGAGGAGCUUCACCUGUGGAACCUCCAGAGGCCACAGAUAUCUUCACUAAAGCGCCUUUCAAGGUCGGCCAUGAGCAGCAGGCGGCAGACGAGUUUGACGUUUUUACCAAAGCGCCGUUCAGCCGGAACCUCUCGAGGUCGAGCAGGAGUGGCGGUGACGUCCCCAUGGGCCAAACGCCGCCAGUUUCUCCUGAGGGCAUCGAUGUUUUUGGCUUCUCUCCCUUCCAGCCAAGCCCCACCGCCCAACCUCCCACCACCUCCAGAAGUGCCGAAGACAUCUUCCGGACGCCCUUCGAGGAGUCGGCGAGUCCUCAGCAGCAGAGGCUGAAGCAGCGCAGCCUUCAGAAGCUGUCGUCCCGCCAGCGGAAGACCAAACAGGAAGCCACGGCUGGGGGCAGUAACGGCAAGCGGCACCACGGCACACCGACGGGAGGGCGCAAGACUAACAAGCCGACCUAUCGCACGCCCGAACGAGUCCGCAGACACAAGAAGGUCGGCCGCAGAGACUCGCAGAGCAGCAACGAGUUCCUCAGCACCUCUGACUCCAAGGAGAACAUCAGUGUGGAUAUAACGAUGGCCGAGGGAGCGUCUCUGCCGGUGGACGACGCCCUUUUAGACCCGUUUGGAGCCAAACCCUUCCACCCUCAGGACGGCGGCCGACACAGCCAGUACCAAGGCCUCGGCGACGGAAAAGGCGACAUCGGCACGGCCAACGGUAAGUCCUGGACGGGCCCUCUGCACGGAGAGAGCCGAAAUAUGGAUGACUUCGGGGCGGUGCCCUUCACAGAACUGGUCAUCCACAGUGGACCUCAGCAGCAGGCGGCGCCCUCACAGCCGCUGGACCUCGACCCCUUCGGAGCCGCACCUUUCCCCUCAAAGCAGUGACUCCACCUGCGUCUUCCCGCUCUGUCGGCUGCUUUCUUUUUCUCGGUUUGGGAUCAUUUUUAACCAACAAGCUAAAACUUUUUUCUAAGAGCGUUUUAAUACAGUCUGGAUAACAAACCCUGUGGAGUGCGAGUGGCGUUUCCACAUAUCCUUCAGCUGCACAUGUUUUUGAAAAGCCUUUAAUGCUGCAUCUGAACGCUGUUUGGAACCAAAAGAAACCCACUCAAAAAAAAAUGUGAUUCUGAGCUUCGACCGCUCGUCUUGCUGUGAAAAGCUCUCUCCGGCCUGCCUUCUGAUCUGCCGACAUGUUUUUGUUUUUAGCACCACGACGCCUUACCUGAGCUCGGCUCUGCCUUGCUUCAUAGUACCUCGGAAACCACGACGCCGUCAGCCUCGCGCGUCUUUUCCUGAACCUCUUCUGUCUUUAUUAGAUUCUUCUCUAUGCAUAAUGUCACAGUAGUCUUUAUGCAGCUAAAUGUGGGUGUGGUUUGUGAUGCAUUAGAAGGGAUUGAAUCUUGUUCUUCUUGGAGCUCUUAAUUGGGUCAGGUUUAAAUUUAGGAUCUUAACUCUUUUUAUUUCCUAGCAACAAGAACUCUUAAUUGUUUUUUUAUUUUUUAAUAAGUUACAACUCAACAUUUCUGUUAGAAAUAAAACACACAAAGCCACGUUAGAGGACUAGUUUAGGCUUAUGAGCCCUGCAGAACUCAAACUGUGCAGCUGUUUUCCCGGCAUUGUCACUGACCUCGGCAUUUUACAUCAUCGGGAAUUUCACCAUUAGUAAACUGAUAGGUUUGCAGGUUUAGUGUGAACAAGUCCCAUGAAAGAACUAAAGCCAAUCAAGUGUUUCAAGUAAUUUUCGCUCCAACCGCAAACGUUUGUAGCUGUUACGUGACUGAGGUGCGUGUGAGACUGGCUAACAUUAGCUGCUCUGUAAAGGUGCUUGUUGUACAUUUGUAUAUUUAAAAGUAGCGUAAAAGCUUUAAAAUUGACUAAAAAUGUCACCAGAAUGUGAAGAAAUAACUGCUACGAUAAAAAGGACUUUGUUGUGCCGAAACGAUAUGGACUGAAGUUGAAUUAGAGCCGGGCUGUACUUUCAUGUAAUACCAAUCAGCACCACAAGAUGGUGUCGUGAGUCAAUGUACCAGAAUUAAAAUGUAAAAACCUCUUGAGGAAAUUGGGGGUAUGAAUUAAGAAGAAAGGGUGAAAUAACAGUGCGACUUGUUUCUCUUGAGUUUUCAUUUAACCCCGUCUGUGAACGCAGCCCCACUCAAACCAGUUUUUACCAGUUUGAGAGCAAUAGUUUGGUGUUUGAACAGUACGGUUUUACUUUCUAAGCUUUAAAUAAUUCAUAUUUAGAGGCGCUGCUUUAAAGUUCAUCUUUGUAGCCAGGAGGCAUUAAAAAAAUUAGAAAACGGCACACGAUUAGUUUGUUUUUCAGGCUAGGAGUGGAACUUUUGGUUAUUUUGUAGCCGUUUGAUAAUUAAAACUGUACUUUAUGUUUAAAGAAAUAAAAUCCCACUUAAAAAUCUUAACUGGUUAAAAUAGUUUUUAUACAGUCCGUGUUUUUGUGCUAACUGAUUUAUGGUGCUGACCAACAACAGUUAUUUUGCCUGCUUCACCAUCAUAUGUGGAUAAUUCCUGGAAAUGAGCUUAUGGAGUAGAUUUAACUAUAAAUAAAGAAACAAGAGUGGCAUUGAACUUUUUCCACCUCCUUAAAAUAUCAGACUGCUCUUUUAAAAACAGAAAAUUCCUCGUGGCGUUUUAUUAAGGACCCUACAGUAAUACAGGCCGGGGAGCAGAUUCAGACUGAGGGGAAACGAUGCGUUGGAUGAUUCGAUGUUUGGUUCUGCAGUGAGCGUAGUACUCGUGGCAGCAGGACUCUGUAUGUGGGACAGGUUUUAUUGGUUUAUCGAGCUCUGAUUACUUGCGUCACGGUUUCAUGUCUUGAUGGGAUUUGUUCACAGUUUGGUUUUUUGUCUUUGCAGAAUGAGGUGCAUUCAUAAAGGGCAAAACAUGUUAUUCGGGUUUGGUUUUUGUUUCUUGAUGAAAUCUUCCUUAAACAACUUUGUGCUUCUUCAUCGACCGCCUUAAGCACUGCAUUUAGCUCCACCACCGUUGGCACAUUUGUUUGAAUGAAACCAGCAGCCUGCUCUGUUUUCUUUUUUUACACCAGUUGAACCAUUUCAUACAACCGCUCCCAUCUUUGUUUUUGUUUUUUUCACCAGGGUAAGUCUUGUAUUGUAUUUAUCAUGCUAUACUGCUGUUGGACGCAAUAAAUAAAGUUUCAUCUCAAACA